GAGAAAUCAUUCGCAAACUUGUGAACUGCCAGCAACUGCAAUAUGAAGUCUUUUCUUGGAGCUCUAGCCAUCCUGGCUGUCCUGGCGCCACUCACUGCAGCCGCCAGAUUGGGGGAACCCAAACCCAAGGUGAACGCCUUUAUUAAAACCCUAAGAGAUCUGCACAGAGGUCGCCCAGAAGAACAUAUAAUGACCAGGGCUAAGGCUCAUGAACGCUGGAUCACCCAGAAGUUAGACAACUUCGACGACGACAACAAUGCGACUUGGAGUGAUCGCAUCUAUAUCAACGAGAAACAUUUUGUCGAUGGUUCCCCUAUCUUCAUUUACCUGGGCGGUGAAUGGGAAAUCCAAUCCUGGGACAUUUCCAACACCCUCUUGGCGGACAUUACCAAGAAACACAAUGGUACCAUCAUCACUACCGAGCACCGAUUCUUUGGCAAGAGCAUUCCCAUAACUCCACUUUCCACUGAAAACCUCGAAAAGUAUCAAAACGUAAAUCAAGCCCUGGCCGAUGUCAUCAACGUAAUCCAGACUCUGAAGGAGGAGGGUAAGUAUAAGGACUCCAAGGUUGUGAUCUCUGGCUGCUCCUACUCAGGAGCCAUGGCUGCCUGGAUCCGUAAACUGUAUCCUGACAUUAUUGUGGGAAGCUGGGCUUCCUCCGCUCCGAUUGUGGCCAAGGUGGACUUUAAGGAUUAUUUCAAAGUUGUUGGCGAGUCAUACCAGACUCUUGGGGGACAGUACUGCUACGAUUUGAUCGAUAAUGCCACAUCCUACUACGAGGAUCUUUUCGCUAACGGAAAGGGAGACCAGGCCAAGAAGGAGCUUAACUUAUGCGACGACUUUGAUCCUAAGAACAAAAGGGAUCGUUGGCAAAUAUUCAGCACUAUUGCCAACAUUUUUGCAGGAAUUGCCCAAUACCAAAUUCCAGCGAAUUAUGACAUUCCCAAGCAAUGCUCGGUGCUGAGGUCCUUCAGCGAUGAUGACGCUGAGGCCCUGUCGAAGUUUAUUAACUGGAAAGUUCAUGAACACACUGGGGAGUGCAUCAGUGCCACUUUCGACGGAACUACUGGAUAUUAUGAAUGGGCCAAGGAUAACUACGAAGAUAGCGAUCUGCCCUGGUUCUUCCAGACCUGCAGCGAGUUCGGCUGGUUCCAGUCUUCCGGUAGCAGUCACCAACCGUUUGGAUCCUCCUUUCCGUCCAAGCUUUACGAGGAUACCUGCGAGGCAGUCUUUGGCUCCAAAUACAACACUACUGGAAUUCGUGCCAAUGCCAAGGCAACCAACGCGGAGUUCGGAGGACUGGACAUCGACUACACCAACGUCUACUUCGUCCAGGGUGGUCUUGAUGGCUGGAAAAAAGUGGGAGCCGGAGUAGAAGAAGGAGCAACCAUCAUCCCAUCGGCGGCCCACUGCUCCGACCUUGGUUCGAUCUCCGCCAGCGACAGCCCCGAACUGGUAGCUUCCAAGCAGAAGGUGAUCGCUCUUGUGGAUAAGUGGCUGGCGGAAGCCUAACUUGAUAUAUUUAUAAAUAUAUCUGACCGUGUUUUGAAAACGGUCCUCUCUUACCUUCUAAUUACCUUUAAACGGUCUCAAGACCCUCAAACUUCUAAUAGCCAAAAGUUGGUCUCAAUAAAACCACUAAUAUAACUCAAA
Molecule: messenger RNA, 1653 nt
Organism: Drosophila ananassae
Lineage: Eukaryota; Metazoa; Arthropoda; Insecta; Diptera; Drosophilidae
Product: putative serine protease K12H4.7
Exons: 5
Coding region: 43-1512 (489 amino acids)
Biological process (GO): proteolysis
Molecular function (GO): dipeptidyl-peptidase activity; serine-type exopeptidase activity
Source: RefSeq, a predicted model, not a curated record